UAUUGUAUAGAAAAUAGGAAAUAAACAUGUAGUACGUAAUGAUGUGUUUUUAAAAAUAAGAACAAUGGCAAAAAAAAGUAACAAUAUUAAUAAAAUCUCCAAAAAUAGAAACGACUUGGUAGCAUUUUGGAGUGUACCUCUUCCCGAUGGUACUUACAGUAUCGAAUUUGAACACGGAACUACAUCCGGAAAAAGAAUUUUAAGAAUAAAUGGAAAGGAAAUUUUACGAAGAGAUUGGAUGUUUAGAUUAGUUGGAGACGAAAUAUUCGAAAUUGGAAAACAGAAAGCAAAAUGUGUUCUAUCAGUUGAUCCAUUGCCGUACUUUUCUUUUUGUUACGGUUUAUCGGUAAAUGGAAAACCUUUAGAAAAAUUUACCGAAAAGCAGAACAAGAAUUUAAAAGUAUGGAUUGUAACCGCUGCGGAUAAAGAAAAAUAUAGAAUAGUGUUGGAAAAACAAAAUCUCAAUGUAUGGAUUAAUGGUAAUUUACAAGAAACCAUUAAUACAUUCAUCGAUAACGGAACAGAAAUUCGAUUUAAAGUUGAUGACUUUGAUGGUGUAAUAAAAGCUACUUCAGCUACUAAAAAAGGACUUGUAUAUGAACUUUAUGGCAAUGGGCAACUCAUUCCAGACGAAAAUGAAUUUUAA
Messenger RNA from Agrilus planipennis (emerald ash borer), 646 nucleotides. RefSeq names its product fas apoptotic inhibitory molecule 1. Gene Ontology annotation, biological process: positive regulation of neurogenesis; canonical NF-kappaB signal transduction; negative regulation of extrinsic apoptotic signaling pathway via death domain receptors. Bases 65 to 646 code for a protein of 193 amino acids. NCBI's taxonomy places the organism in Eukaryota, Metazoa, Arthropoda, Insecta, Coleoptera, Buprestidae. The transcript has 3 exons. The record is from RefSeq and is a predicted model, not a curated record.